This is a messenger RNA of Hevea brasiliensis (rubber tree), 861 nucleotides long. Its product is annotated as auxin-repressed 12.5 kDa protein. The coding region runs from base 182 to 535 and encodes 117 amino acids. Lineage: Eukaryota; Viridiplantae; Streptophyta; Magnoliopsida; Malpighiales; Euphorbiaceae. The record is from RefSeq and is a predicted model, not a curated record. The transcript is spliced from 3 exons.
GCUUGUUAUUUCAUCAGCCCUUUGUUUUCCUGACUAAAUAGUGCUUGGAAGUAGGAAAAAGCUUGUCUGCAAAUUUCCCAUCAAUAAUAGAUAUUUGAGGACUCUAUAUAUUCUGAUCUAGGCAGAGAACAAAAGUCCUCACUCAGGCCUUAGGAAGCUAAGAGAGGAAGAAGAAGAAGAAAUGUUGCUAGACAAGUUGUGGGACGACGUUGUUGCCGGGCCUCAGCCUGAUCGUGGCCUUGGCAAACUCAGAAAGAUCAGCACCAAACCCCUGACCAUAGAUAAGGAAGGAGAGACAAGCAAGUUCCAGAGAUCCAUCUCCAUGCCAGCAAGUCCAGGGACACCUUCUACACCGUUGACGCCCACAACUCCUGCCUCGGUUCGCAAGGACAACGUAUGGAGGAGCGUUUUCAACCCUGGUAGCAACCUUGCCACUAAGGGUCUUGGUGCUCAGCUCUUCGACAAGCCACAGCCUAACUCCCCCACUGUCUAUGACUGGCUUUACAGUGGAGAAACCAGAAGCAAGCAUCGCUAAGGUGGCAAUCAACUAAGGGGUGCCAUGUAAAUAUUGUCGUUUUGUUUCCCUAUCUGCACUGCAUCUUUAUCGUUUUAAUGGUUGGUAUGAUACGAGUAGCGAGUACUAUCUAGCGUCUAUGGCUACAAGCUGACUAGAAGUAUUACAGCUUUUGUGAGUAAAAUGCUAAGGUGUGGAAUGUUGUCACGGUUGAUUGAUCUUCGCCAGUCGAGAUCUUCCAUGGACGGUGGUGAUGGAUCUACUUUUGUUAUUAAAUAAUUUAUUGGGCUUCAUGUAUCUCUUUGAUAUUAUCAAUUAUGUAAUCAUGGUGUGUAGCUUAGUGCCUA